This is a messenger RNA of Paramecium primaurelia, 661 nucleotides long. NCBI's taxonomy places the organism in Eukaryota, Ciliophora, Oligohymenophorea, Peniculida, Parameciidae. The record is from the annotation of a GenBank genome assembly.
AUGGAUUUACCUCCACUCUCUGAAUUAGAAUUAUAAAAUAUUUACGCUUGGGUAAAUAAUGACAUUUAAUUUCCAGUUAGACAAAAUACCACUCUCAAGAGCUAAAAAGAAUAUUCAAAGAGAUUUUGCAGAUGGAGCUAUGGUAGCAGAAGUUGUAUAUCAUUACCUGCCAAAAUUAGUUGAAAAACAUAAUUAUCCUUAAGCUCAUAGUAUUUAAUAAAAAUAAUAUAAUUGGAGUACUCUUAAUUUGAAAGUAUACUAUUAAUAUAAUAUUUAGGUAUUUAAGAAACUUGGAUUUCAAUUAUCUAAAAAUGAUAUUGAUAGUGUUAUUGCUUGUUCACCUGAAGCUGUUGAAAGAGUGUUAAAGUUUUUAUAAAUUAAGAUUGAAAAAUAUUUGGAACAAUAGAAAGAAUUGGAGAAAAAAGCAAUUGAAUAAUAAAAACAAUAGUAAUAUUAAUAGCAACAAAAAUAGUAGGUGUAAGAGGAUCCCCUACAAAAUCAAGAUUUGAGAUUGAUCUUAGCUGAAAAGAAUUAAGCAAUUACAGAAUUAAAGGAAACUGUUGAAAUUUUAUAAUUGAAAGUUAAAAAACUUGAAUAACUUUUACAAAUUAAAGAUAAUAAAAUUUAAGGAUUAAUCAAUUAAUUAUAAGGUAAAUAAUGA